Dendroctonus ponderosae (mountain pine beetle) is the source of this 875-nucleotide messenger RNA. RefSeq lists its product as uncharacterized. Lineage: Eukaryota; Metazoa; Arthropoda; Insecta; Coleoptera; Curculionidae. The transcript is spliced from 6 exons. Bases 113 to 787 code for a protein of 224 amino acids. The record is from RefSeq and is a predicted model, not a curated record.
CUCGACACUGCUAACGCGUCCUGUACCGUGCUCUUCUUCAUUGCACUUCGAUCUUCCAGUGCCAACAGGUGUACAGCCAGUUCAACCUCAGCGCUCAGCAACGCUCCAAGAAAUGACCAUGAAGUAUUCAUCAUCAAGCGGCAACUAUGGAUCUUUGAUUAUGUUGGCGUUGGCCGCACUUUUGGUUUUGGAAUUAACUACAACAUUUGCUUCAGCAUACCCAGCAAGGUACUCGGCGUACUACGCAUCGAUCCCUCUAGAAGAACAGCUGAUUGAAAGAAUUAAACAAGCCUUCAUUGAAGACAACGAUUUAGAAAACAAGAACCAUAUUGACCAGGCCAUAUCUGAUCUGCUCGAACUGAGUAAAGGAGCUUUCGACAUUUGGUUUCAACAUUAUCAGGAAAAACUCAAACUGAUGUUAAUUGAAAACAUCAGCGAUGGCGACAAAAAGCAAUCCAACGCCAAGAGGUCACAAAUUGCUGAACUUCGUGGCAGUCAGGUAAAUAGAUUUACCCUCGAUGGAACCUUAAAAAGAACAGCAGAUUUUGGUUCGCAACGAGACCACACAGGGCAAAGGGAAUACGCACUACGUACCAUUACUGAAAAACCGGAACUUGUACCUGAAUCAAAUACAAUGGAACCUAGAGUGCGAAAACAAUCUCUAGUGAAUUGUGCUGAAAUUAUGUCAAAAGCCCAGUUGGAUUUUGGAACCAGACAAUCAGAUGCCGGAAGUAUCGAAAAUUGUCUGAUGACUUUACGAACCGAACUGAACCAUUUAGGCAAAUAACGAUAAUUGAGUACAAGACGGCGUAAUCUGGAUUAUGAUGUUCCGCUUUUAGUUCAAUUUCUAGCUAAUAAACAUAUUUAUCUGACAA